This is a messenger RNA of Tripterygium wilfordii, 1373 nucleotides long. RefSeq names its product choline-phosphate cytidylyltransferase 2-like. The record is from RefSeq and is a predicted model, not a curated record. The transcript has 8 exons. Lineage: Eukaryota; Viridiplantae; Streptophyta; Magnoliopsida; Celastrales; Celastraceae. Gene Ontology annotation, molecular function: choline-phosphate cytidylyltransferase activity; phosphatidylcholine binding. Gene Ontology annotation, biological process: CDP-choline pathway. Bases 159 to 1103 code for a protein of 314 amino acids.
UGAUUUACUCGGUGGGCGGCACAAAUAACGGAGACAGUCAGAGAGAGCAAAUAAAAAGUUGAAAAAAAAUAGCGUAAGCAGCGCAUCUUGAUCUUCGUAUGUAAAACAGGAUACCAGCGACUCUUUGACAUUUCUUUGUGUUGAUUUGCGUGUUUCGAAUGGACGACAAUCACAAUUCUACUCCUCACCAUUCGAACUCCAAUUCCGAUUCGGCGCCGUCUGAUCGGCCGGUACGUGUCUACGCCGAUGGGAUCUACGAUCUCUUCCAUUUCGGUCACGCUCGCUCCCUCGAGCAAGCCAAGAAAUCGUUCCCCAGCACCUACCUACUGGUUGGAUGUUGCAAUGAUGAAACCACUCACAAGUUCAAAGGUAAAACUGUAAUGACGGAAUCUGAUCGGUAUGAGUCUCUUCGCCAUUGCAGGUGGGUGGAUGAAGUCAUUCCGGAUGCACCUUGGGUGAUUAAUCAAGAAUUUCUUGACAAGCACAAGAUCGACUUUGUAGCCCACGAUGCUCUUCCCUAUGCGGAUGCUAGUGGAGCUGGGAACGAUGUCUACGAAUUUGUGAAAAAAGCUGGAAAGUUUAAGGAAACAAAAAGAACUGAAGGAAUAUCUACGUCUGACAUUAUUAUGAGGAUUGUAAAAGAUUAUAACCAGUAUGUAAUGCGCAACUUGGAUCGGGGGUAUACAAGAAAAGAGCUCAAUCUUAGCUAUGUGAAGGAAAAGCGAUUGAGGGUGAAUAUGAGGUUGAAAAAACUACAAGAGAAAGUGAAGGAACAACAAGAAAAAGUUGGCGAGAAGAUUCAAAUUGUUGCAAAAACUGCUGGUAUGCAUCGUAACGAGUGGGUGGAAAAUGCUGAUCGAUGGGUUGUUGGAUUUCUUGCGCUGUUCGAAGAAGGAUGCCAUAAUUUGGGCACAGCCAUGAGGGACCGGAUUCUAGAGAGGUUGAGGUCAACAGAACUGUUACAAAAUGGCAAGGAGGACGAUGAUGAGGAUGAAUAUUAUUACGAUGAUGAUGAUUAUUACGAUGAUGAUGAUGAUGAUGAUGAAGAAUAUUAUGACGACGACGAGUACUAUAGCGAGAGAGAUGAAAAACAAAAGAAGUAGAUCUUCCUUUUGCAUGCCUGAAUGGCUGAAUCUGGUUGGAUAUGUAGCAAAAUGUGCUUGUUUUAGUGUUUUUUUUGUGCGGGGUUGCUGUAAAGUUGCUAUACAACAGCUGCGGGACGUGGAAAUGAUGUUGAAAACUGUAACAUUCGUAUGCAAGAUAAAUGUUGUUGGGUCGUUUUGGAUUUGCUAGGGAAAAAGCACAGCUUCCUGCUCCUGUGGUCUGUAUUUUUAUCUAGUUAUCAAAAUGUGGUUUUAAAUAUUUUUUGAUUA